CGAAUGCAGAAUAUCGGUGCCUCCGACAAGAUCUUGGUCAGCUAUUGAUAAUCAUUUGAUCAGCAUUCAUCAGCUCACUGUUAAUUGAUAAGCUGUUAUGCUAUCUAGAGCUGGAUGUGCUAAGGGUGUUGGAAGUACGAUUCGUGGCCAUUCAGUCAAUAUGCAUCCUUCUCCCCGCUACCAUCUACUUACCCAUUUAUCGACAAUCAAGCUAUCCCGAGUGACUUACUACUGUUCCAAUCGAUGGACGAGACCAAAAAGGAAGGAGCUUCGAUUGCUGAAUCUCAUGAAGGCACAACUACACGGCUGAUAUACCCCUACAACUGGGGAUAUAUUAUCGAACUGGUAUACAAUUCUAAAUCUAUCGGAUUACUAGUCUAGGACUUGAGGAACAUCUGAUCAAACCGGACUUCC
Messenger RNA from Aspergillus versicolor CBS 583.65, 414 nucleotides. RefSeq lists its product as uncharacterized. The transcript has 2 exons. The record is from RefSeq and is a predicted model, not a curated record. The coding region runs from base 98 to 310 and encodes 70 amino acids. NCBI's taxonomy places the organism in Eukaryota, Fungi, Ascomycota, Eurotiomycetes, Eurotiales, Aspergillaceae.